CUUAAAAUUUGGUUAAGAAAAAUCAAAAGAUAUUCCGAUGUAUUAACCGCGCCAUCUUGGAUGCUGAAAAAAGCGUGUGGAAGUCUAAUAAUCAUUCAAAAUGUCACACACUAUCUUAUUGGUACAACCAAACAGUCGUCCAGACACAAGAACAUACUCAGAUUAUGAAUCGUUGAAUGAAUGUCUAGAAGGAAUCUGUAAAAUUUAUGAAGAACAUCUAAAGAGACAGAAUCCAGAUUGUCCAUCCAUUACAUACGAUAUCAGUCAGCUGUUCGAUUUCAUUGACCAACUAACAGAUCUUAGCUGUUUAGUGUUCCAGAAGAACUAUGGCAGCUAUGUUCCACAUAAUAAAGAUUGGUUAAAAGAGAAAAUUUAUAUAAUGUUAAGGAAACAAGCAGGGAAGUGAUAAUCAUCAUAUUUAUCAUUGUGUGACUGGGAGGAGAGACUCACUUUGUUAUGUUUUUAUACAUUUUGUUUAUGAGAGAUUACAUAAAGUGUUUUUUUUUGUUGUUGAUAUGUACAAAGAAACUUUUCUUACUGAAAUGUAUUGGAAAUAAAGCUUGUUUAUAAAUGAAAUAGAAGAAACUUUGAUUAAGUUAUAAAUUCUUGUACUUUUUAUGAUAAACUAAUUUAAAUAACAGCUGCUGGGUUUACAGGUGUGCAAUGGAGACCAGUACAGCAUUAAAUUGCUGGCUCAUUAGUUUUUAAAAGAUAUUCUAUACUUACAACAUCUAUGUCAUGAUCAUGUAUCAACAUUUAGAUUUUUGUUCUUUUGAACUUUUCUAAUAAUAAUGGGAACUGGUAGGUAUUUCUGAAUACUUCAAACUUUGUGAGAAAUAUAAAGGUAUUAAUCAAUGAAAUUGUUUGAUUUAAAAAAAAAUAUUGUUCAAUUGGAAGGGGUAUUAUCUAGUAGUGGUUUAUUUUAAUAAGUUUUGUGGGAUUCUUUUUAAUGUACAUGUAGUUCUUUUUUUUUUUAUCCUUAACUAACUUCUUACAAAAUGGAAGAAGCAUACACUAGUAAACAUAGUUUUUUGGGGACAAUUUAUACAUGCAGGUUAAGCCUUGGUGAUUAUUGUCAACUCUUUAUUGUUGGAAUCUAUAGUACAAAACUAUGAUAGCUUGUGGCUUAUUAAUUCUAUACUGUACAUCAUUAAUGAAAUAUGUUAUAAAACAUAUGAUGUUACAAAGGAAAGUUAUGAUGAUAUGGUACAUUUAUCUUAAUAAAUCGUCGCUUUUUUAAAUUGCAUUAGAAAAAACCUAAUUUAGGUUAGAUCUGUAUUAUACUGUACUGAAGCCAAAUUUAUCAACUGAUAAUGUUGAAUGGGGUAAACUGACCUUUCAAUUCUUAAGGCUAAAUAUCUAUUUUCUAGGUUAAUAAACCAAUUUAAGUGGCAACAAAGAAUUGUAAUUUGACUGGUACAUGUGUUUUUCAAAUGACCAUUAAAGAGAAAAUAUUUAUGAACUUAUUGCUUAAAACUCAUACAUUAUUCUUAGCAAUGUACAACAUAUUUUUUUUCACGUUUUUAAUUGCUGCAAGGAAUUAUAUCAAAGUUGAUUGUCUUUGUUAAUUUGGAUAAUUUCAGAAUUAGAUCAUGUGUAAAAGACAGAUUGAUCAAAAAUUGUGUUCAUGCUAGAACUAUUUAUGCCAUUGAUGAUGUAUGCUUGUUUUUCAUUCAUAUCAUAGUCAUUUCAUUUUGUGAAUAAAGUAGAAACAUUAAAUCAAUAA
This is a messenger RNA of Mytilus californianus (California mussel), 1726 nucleotides long. Its product is annotated as enhancer of rudimentary homolog. The transcript is spliced from 4 exons. The coding region runs from base 101 to 406 and encodes 101 amino acids. NCBI's taxonomy places the organism in Eukaryota, Metazoa, Mollusca, Bivalvia, Mytilida, Mytilidae. The record is from RefSeq and is a predicted model, not a curated record.